This is a messenger RNA of Balaenoptera ricei (Rice's whale), 1303 nucleotides long. Its product is annotated as cytochrome b5 reductase 4-like. The record is from RefSeq and is a predicted model, not a curated record. Gene Ontology annotation, cellular component: mitochondrion. Bases 1 to 1287 code for a protein of 428 amino acids. Lineage: Eukaryota; Metazoa; Chordata; Mammalia; Artiodactyla; Balaenopteridae. Gene Ontology annotation, molecular function: oxidoreductase activity; FAD binding. The transcript is spliced from 14 exons.
AUGUCUGGAGAUGAUUUGGUUGUCACAGCUGAACUAGAUGCUACUGGCGUUCCCGUGGGUAGAGGACAGAAUGAGAAAUGCCAUGGUCAUACCUUUGUCUCCCACCUACCCUUUUCCCUCCUGUGCACAGAUGCAGACUAUAAUGAGGAAAAGAAACUCUUAAACGGCAUGCUUCCCAAGAGCCAAGUGACAGAUCCACUUGCCAAAGAAGGGCCUAGUUCUCCAAGCUAUGACUGGUUCCAAACAGACGCUUUAGUCACCAUUGUCAUAUAUACUAAACAGAAAGAUAUCAGUUUAGACUCAGUAACAGCUGAUCAUUGGGAUGAUUCCUUUAGAGCAGAAACAGUUAUCAAGGAUUAUUCAUAUCUUAUACAUAUUGCCCUAAGUCAUGAGAUUCAGGAAGAUUUUUCUGUGCGAGUUGUUGAGAAUGUGGGAAAAAUAGAGAUUGUCCUGAAGAAAAAAGAGAAUACUUCUUGGAAAUGCCUUGGUCAUCCCCUGGAGAAUCAUAAUUCACUUAUUCCAAAGAAAGAUACAGGUUUGUACUACAGAAAGUGCCAGUUAAUUUCCAAGGAAGAUGUGACUCAUGAUACGAAGCUUUUCUGCUUGAUGCUGCCACCAAGCAUACAUCUUCAGGUGCCAACGGGGCAACAUGUUUACUUCAAGCUAACUAUUACAGGUACUGAAAUUGUGAAGCCAUAUACACCUGUAUCUGAUCCCUUAUUCUCAGAGCUCAAGGAACCAGUUCUUCCCAACAAUAAAUACAUCUACUUUUUGAUCAAAAUCUACCCUGCUGGACUCUUCACGCCAGAGCUUGAUCAUCUUCAGAUUGGAGAUUAUGUUUCUGUAAGCAAUCCCAAGGGCAAUUUUAAAAUAUCCCAGUUCCAAGAAUUGGAAGAUCUCUUUUUAUUGACAGCGGGAACAGACUUCACACCAAUGGUUAAAGUACUGAGUUAUGCUUUGACUAAUAUACCCAGUCUCAGGAAAGUGAAGCUGAUGUUCUUCAAUAAAACAGAGGAUGACAUAAUUUGGAGAAGCCAAUUGGAGAAAUUAUCAUUUAAGGAUAAAAGAUUUGACCUUGAAUUUGUUCUCUCAGCACCUACUUCUGAAUGGAACGGCAAACGGGGAUACAUUUCACCAGCUCUGCUUUCUGAAUUUUUGAAAAGAAGUUUAAACACAUCCAAAGUCCUCAUCUGCAUUUGUGGGCCAAUGCCAUUUACAGAACAAGGAAUGAAGUUGCUGCAUGAUUUGAACUUUUCCAAAGAUGAGAUCCAUAGUUUUACAGCAUAAUGAAGAGCUGUCAUUC